UUCGGAAGUCGGGACUUCCGAACCGAACUUUCUUCCGAAGUUUCAUUUUUCAAACUAAUUGAUGCGUUGUUUAGCGCAUCUUUAGGCGAAUCCAGCGCACUACUUCCGAAGUUGGGAAAGUUGCCUGUAUCUGGAGAAAAAUCCAACUUCGGUAUAAAAACCGGUAAAAAUUUAUUCCGGAUAGACAAUAACGUUACAUUAAGUUCAACAAGGAAUCCCCCGAAAUGACGAUCCCUAUAGAUGUGCCUGUGCCCGUCACCAUUCUGCAAAAGGAGGAUCGUGUGAAUGUGACAAGAGAAGCAAACCAGUUCACUGUUGAUGAUGUCGAUGAUGUCGAAGAAAGUGCCAAAUCGCCGCCAGUGUUCCUGGACACGGUGAAUCCUCCGGGUGCAAAAGUCUACGCGAUGAACGGAGCCAGACGUGGAAAAGUGCUGAUCUACAACCAAGUCAAGUUCAGAAAUCCGGAUUACAGUGAGCGCAUUGGAACGUACAAAGACGUCGAACGGCUGUAUAAUGUGUUUCCCCGAUUGGGUUUUCUUCAGGAAGAUAUUAAAGUAUAUCAUGAUCUCGAGUACUACGAUAUUAUGCAAACUUUUAAGGAGCUUAGGCACGACAAAGAUCUGGAGCAAGCAGACUGUCUGGUGGUUGUCAUACUGACCCAUGGCGAGGAAGGUAACAUGUUGAUGGCUCAGGACGUGUUGUACCCCGCUUACAAUCUUCUGGAGAACUUCACACCAACGUCGCUUAGUUCUAUGGCCGGUAAACCAAAGCUAUUCAUUGUUCAAGCUUGUCGUGGCCAGAAGCUGGACCGAGGCGUUCAUCUGACAACAAAGCGGGAACCCAAUAACAACGUUAUCGAUUUUGUUGACUCAGCACAGUUAACAAAGACUUUCUCCUAUCCGGAAUUUGCCGAUUCCCUCAUUAUGACGAGUUCGCAUUACGGAUAUUACUCGUUCCGCAAUGAAACCGGCAGCUGGAUGAUUCAGGAGCUUUGCAACGUCAUCGAGACAUGUGAUCUCGAAACGUCUUCCAUCUACGAUAUACUGACGGAAACGAACAGUGCCGUAGCGAUGCGGGUCAGCUGUGCGAGCGGGAUCUUUAAUGGGGCGAAGCAAAUACCGAGCUUCUACUCCACGCUGACCAAGAAGUUGUACUUCGCACCAAAAUCAAACUCGUUUCUCCAUAGAGCAAUGCAGCAUUUAUCCGGAAUUCGAUUUGACACAUCCUGCCUAUUUGAUUAUUUCCGUUCUAAAUAACUCGAUCUUAUUAAAUUUACCAAUUUAAAUUUUCUCAAUAAUUGGAACCGUUCACAGCUUUCCAUUACCGGGAACAUGUAGGGUAGGGU
This is a messenger RNA of Armigeres subalbatus, 1345 nucleotides long. RefSeq names its product caspase-6-like. NCBI's taxonomy places the organism in Eukaryota, Metazoa, Arthropoda, Insecta, Diptera, Culicidae. Gene Ontology annotation, biological process: proteolysis. Gene Ontology annotation, molecular function: cysteine-type endopeptidase activity. The transcript is spliced from 4 exons. The coding region runs from base 225 to 1256 and encodes 343 amino acids. The record is from RefSeq and is a predicted model, not a curated record.